AUGUCUUCUAACGCUGUUACUGAAAAACCAAUUGAAUGGAUUGAGGAAGCUAUUAAUAAAAGACAUAUCAAAUAUUAUGAAUAUAAGCAUUUUAGCAAUAUAGAGGAGAUUGGAAUAGGUGGUUUUGGAAAAGUAUAUCGUGCAAAAUGGAGAAAUUCGGAACAAUAUUUGGCGUUAAAGUCUUUUUUUAAUCUUGAUAGUGCUACUAUUAAGGAACUUUCUCAUGAGCUUGACCUUCAUCGUGAGGUACACUUUCAUGAUAAUAUCAUCAAUUUAUUUGGAGUAACAAAACUUACGUCAGAUAAUGAAAUUGAUCGAUCACAAAAUUAUUUGCUAGUAAUGGAAUAUGCUGAUGGAGGAUCUCUUCGAAAAUAUUUGGAAAAGAACUUCAGCAAUCUUACUUGGGAGAAUAAAUACAACUUGGCAUAUCAGUUGGCCUGUGCUGUACUAUGUUUACAUGAUGAAGGAAUAGUGCAUCGCGAUUUGCAUUCUGGUAAUAUACUAGUUCAUAAAAACACUAUUAAGUUAGCCGAUUUCGGGCUAUCAAAAAGGAUCGAAGCAUCGUCAAAAAAACAUUCAAAUUUAUUUGGCGUAAUACCUUAUAUUGAUCCAAAAAGAUUUGUGAGCGAAAAUAAAGAAUACUCACUAAAUGAAAAGAGCGAUGUUUACAGCGUUGGUGUAUUGUUAUGGGAGAUCUCUAGUGGUCAACGCCCUUUUUUCAAAGACGAUUAUGAUGUUAGAUUGGCUAUAAGAAUUCACGUAGGUUCUAGGGAAUCAAUUAUUCCUGGCACACCCAGAGAAUAUUCUAAUCUUUAUACCGAAUGUUGGGAUGGUGAACCAGAUAAUCGACCCUCUAUAAUCGAUGUUGUUAAAAGAUUAAAAGAGUUUAGUACUCCACAAUCAGAUAUGUUAAAGAUAAUUGAAGAAAUUGACAUUAAAAAUUCAUCGUCACAUGAAAAGUCUCAACUAAUUGAAGCUUUUACACAUGCAGAAGUAAGUGAAUCUAAUAAAGUUAAUGAAGACAAUGAAACCAAAAAAGCAUUGGUCAAUAAAAUAGUUGAGCUUAUUUUUGGAGAAAUAAAUGAAGAAAAAGAUCAAAAUAUAAGAAAUCAGAAUAUUUAUGAUAACUUAAAUAGUAAUAAGAUAACUUUACUAGAAAUUUAUAAUUGGUUAUUAAUUAAUCAAAAUGAACCAAAUUUUGUUUUCUUGCUGGGAUAUUUUAACUAUUUCGAAACAGGAACAGAUAAAAAUAACGACGAAGCUUUUAGAUUAUUUAAUAAAGCUUCAAAGGAAAACCAUAUAUUAUCACAAUAUUAUGUAGGAUUAUGUUAUGAAUUUGGUCAUGGAACUUUAAAGGACGAGGAUUUAGCUUUUGAAAAUUUUAAAAACAUAGCCGAUAAAAACUAUGCACUAGGACAAUUUAAAACAGGCUAUUUUUAUCAUAAAGGAAUAAGUGCUAAAAAGAAUUUAAAAGAAGCUUUUAUUUGGUAUCAAAAAGCUGCAAACAAUGGAAACUUAAUGGCAAUGUUCAAUCUCGGUAAAAUGUAUAAAGAUGGAGAAGGUACCAAUAAAGAUAUCGAUAAAGCAAUUUAUUGGUGUAAUAAAUCUUUUGAAGGAGGAAAUCAAAAUGUUCAAAAAUACUUAGAAAAAUUAAUGAAAAUUAAGGAUAGAAAAAGAACUAAUUCAUGUAAAACCAGCUAA
Molecule: messenger RNA, 1701 nt
Organism: Rhizophagus irregularis DAOM 181602=DAOM 197198
Lineage: Eukaryota; Fungi; Glomeromycota; Glomeromycetes; Glomerales; Glomeraceae
Biological process (GO): protein phosphorylation; signal transduction
Cellular component (GO): cytoplasm
Molecular function (GO): ATP binding; protein kinase activity; protein binding
Source: RefSeq, a predicted model, not a curated record